Camellia sinensis is the source of this 1694-nucleotide messenger RNA. The record is from RefSeq and is a predicted model, not a curated record. Lineage: Eukaryota; Viridiplantae; Streptophyta; Magnoliopsida; Ericales; Theaceae.
AUGGGGAGAGGUCACAUUCUACCUGCAAUAGAUACAGCAAGACUAUUUGCAGCUCAAGGAGCUAAAGUCACCAUAAUAAUAACACCAGCAUAUGCCCAGCUCUUCCAGAAAACUAUAGAGAGAGACCAGUCACUAGGCCAUGACAUCAACUUCCACAUCUUCAAAUUACCCACCUCUGACUUUGGCUUGCCCGAUGGAUGCGAGACUCUCCUCGCUGCCUCUGCCGGCAUUAUCGCUAAACUUUUCAUGGCCUUCGAGAAGCUCCAUGAACCCAUCGAACAACUCCUCCGAGAACGCCGCCCUGAUUGCAUCGUUCUUAUUUUCUUGCUCUAUGUUACAGGUUUGUUUUCUCUGUGUUGUGAAGAGAGCAUUCGACGGUAUGCACCACAUGACAAGGUAAAUUCUGAUACAGAGACAUUUGCUUUGCCGGGUCUCCCCGAUGAUAACAUCAUAUUUACCAAGAAUAAAAUCCCAUACUGGUUUAAGGAGAAAGGAACUGGUUAUGGACAAUUAAUUGACGAGGUUCUAAAGUCUGAGCUAAAAAGCUAUGGGGUUAUAGUUAACAGCUUUUACGAGUUGGAACCAGCUUAUGCUGAGUAUUUCAAGAAUGAGAUGGGCAGAAAGUUAUGUCUCGUAGGACCGGUGUGUCUCUUCAACAAAGCAUUCGAAGAAAAGGCCGAGAGGGGUGCAAAGAACUCCAUUGAUGGAAAUACAAUUUUGAAAUGGCUCGACUCCAAACAACCCAAGUCAGUGCUUUAUGUUUGUUUCGGGAGUCAGGCUAGUAUGGCUCCUGAACAGUUCCUCGAGGUUGCUCAUGGGCUCGAGACUUCUGGUUGUCCAUUCAUUUGGGUGGCCAGAGAUAUGUCAGAGUACGGCCAAGAAGAGAGAGAAAAGAAGGAAGGAGGCGAAAAUCGAGGGAAAAAGCUUCCAGAGGGAUUUGAAGAGAGGAUGACUAAGUCCGGACAAGGGUUGAUAGUAAAGAGUUGGGCACCACAGUUGCUAAUCUUAGAACAUGCCAACAUUGGAGGCUACUUGACACACUGUGGAUGGAACUCGACCAUUGAGGGUAUAGGAGCGGGCGUUCCGAUGAUCACAUGGCCAUUGGUGGCAGAGCAAUUCUUCAAUGAAAGCAUCGUUGUGGAUGUGUUGAAGACCGGGAUUCGAGUGGGGAAUGAGGAAUGGUUGUCGUAUAUUUGGGAACCCAAGGUGACGGUGACUAGGGAGAAAGUGGAGGCAGCGGUGAAGUGGUUGAUGGCUGGUAAUGGUGGUCAUGAAGUGGAGGAGAUGAGAAGGCGAGCAAAGGAGGUGAGCGAGAAGGCUAAGAAAGCUGUAGACCAUGGUGGCUCAUCUAACGCCGAUGCUAUUGCUUUGAUCAAUGAACUUAAAUCUCGUCGUCACAGUGUUUGUGCUAAUUAAUUAUGAUUAUGGAAUAGUGAUAUGUGGUAUCGAUUCAACUCUCUUAUUUUGUAGUUUUCAUAAACAAUAUGAAUCUCAACCACAUGAUUGCUUUUCUGUUUUUGUUUUGUUUUUUGGGGGAGCGGGUGGGGAGAGAAAAUUUGGCCAAAAUCGGAUUCUCGACUCUUGAGUCAUCAAUGAUCGACAUAACUAUUUCGAGCUUCUUCUAAUAUAUGAUGUUUGUAUUAUCAUUAUUGAAUAACGGGUUCAUUAUAAUAAAUUACUUGGAUUUUCCUCAA